UUAAAGGUAAAAGGUGGGCAGAUCAUAGAAAAAACUGAUUUUCUCGGUAUCCUUAAAUAUCUUUUGCAGAAAAUCUUCGGAGAAAAAAUCACACAGACGUCCAACGAUAUUUCUGCGUCGUUUGUUUUGAAGGAUCAUUUAAUUUCACAAGGUAUUGUUAUGCAACCGAGAAGGUUAAGUAUUAAAAAUAACAAUCUGUUAUGUAUUAUUUUUUGGACGAAUGCCAAUUUACAGUUUCAUUAAUAAGGAUAAACGAUCACUAAUCCUACCAGUUAAUCUUGCCAAAACUGCGGUUUACCAAGAAAGGGUCAGCUGCAGAGAGCUGUCCCUAAAGUUUAAUUCACAGUUCUCAAAUGUAGCACUUACUAUCAUCUCAUACACUUGUCCCUCCUCUCUUUGGGAAUAAGGGAAUUCUCGGGAAACUUAAUUGUUUGCUUGCAAGUAGUUUAGUCAAGAUGUACGCAUUCGAUUGGAGCAAGCUUGUACAACAUGUCCUGGUUGUGUUCAAUGUCGGAAGGAUCUCGUUAAGAUUUUUUGUUCAAAAAAACAAAUAAAAAUAAAAUCAGAGUUCCUUGAACAAACCAUUCUUCGAAAAAUAAGUCAAAUUACUGAGUAUUGUAGCAAUGAUCAAUGAUUACUGUGUAUUUCACUACUGUAAUGAAACAUUUAUCUAACGUUACGACAUAAUAUACUUAAGUGAUUCAGUACUUCCUGCCAAGACUGUACUUUUCUUUAUUUGAUUUGUGAGUAAUAAUUUCGGCAACAUCUCCAGUAGAUGGCAGUCUGUAAAGAUUAAAAACUGAUGCGUUGUAACCUCAGCGCAGAUUCCCUGCUACAGAGUGCGGCGCCGCGUUACGAAAUAUAGUCCGAAAUAUCGAUCUCUACGAAUAUGAAAACUUUAAUAACAAAAUGUUUAUUAUUUAAUUUAAAUAAAAAUCAACUCAACGUGCCCCUAGUUAGCAAUGUUGCAAUAAAAUGUCUCUCGUCGCUCAACAGCUCCCCCAAAAAACAGGACCGUGUCCAAAAACUCAAAGAUGCAUCCAAAGGACAAAGAAGAAAUUAUUCUUUUAUUCAUGAUAUAAAUUACAUGCGAUAUAGCGAGAACAGGAAUGAAGAUACGUUAUUUGAUAUGUUCAAGAGCGAAGAAACGGGUUUGUUGUCGACUGGAAAAUUUCUCAACGAAUUGAGGGCGACAGGUAUCCGCAAGACGGACCCUCGUUUGCGAGAAAUGAUGGAGACGCUAAAAAAGAUCCAGAAAGAAACUGAUACGCAAAACCUGAAUCUGGAAACUUUUAGAAGCGUCGUGUCGCCUAGCAUAGGACUGAUCUCUCGAGCGUUCCGUCACCAGUUUAUAAUACCCGAAUUCCAAGACUUUUGUAAAGAGAUUGAAGAAAUCUACUGGACGUGCAAGGACAAUAAUAAUGGAGAAGUGGCGUCGUAUAUUCCUCAAUUGAAGCGUAUGAGUUCAAAUUACUGGGGAGUUAGCGUGUGUACAAUAGACGGGCAGCGGUUUUCUAUCGGGGAUGUCAAUAUCCCCUUCACAAUACAAUCCUGUAGUAAACCCCUAACUUACGGGAUCGCUUUAGAUCUACUAGGCGCGGAGAUAGUACAUAAAUACGUAGGGCAAGAACCCAGCGGGCGAAAUUUCAACGAGCUUAUCUUGGACCAUAAUAAGAAACCACAUAAUCCCAUGAUCAAUGCUGGGGCGAUUUUGGUCUGCUCCUUACUUAAAACGGUGGCAGGUCCUGAAAUGACCCUCGCCGAGAAGUUUGACUAUACUCUAAAUUGUUUUGCGCUCGAUGUGAACUUCUUGUUUGUUUGCUUUAACACUUUCGUAAUUGGAUUUAAACUUCAGCGAUUAGCAGGAGGGGAAGACUUAGGAUUCAAUAAUGCCGUUUUCUUGUCAGAACGGGAAGCAGCCGACAGAAACUACGCUUUGGGUUUCUACAUGAGGGAGCACAAAUGUUACCCUGAUAAGACUAACUUCAAAGAAUGCAUGGAUUUCUACUUCCAGUGCUGUUCCUUGGAGCUAAGUAGCGACUCGCUCUCCGUGAUGGGUGGAACCCUGGCAAACGGAGGUAUUUGUCCUCUCACCGAAGAAAAGGUCCUGAAAUCGGAGAGCGUCCGUGAUGUGCUCUCACUGAUGCAUAGCUGUGGAAUGUAUGACUACUCCGGGCAAUUUGCAUUUAAGGAAGUCAAUCGAUUUCAGGUCGGCUUGCCGGCGAAGUCAGGCGUAAGCGGGGCUUUGUUAGUUGUGAUUCCAAAUGUCAUGGGAAUAUGCCUUUGGUCCCCACCUUUAGAUCCAUUAGGUAAUAGCUGCAGAGGGGUACAGUUCUGCGAGGUAUUGCAGGAGCUUGUGAAAAAAUUCAAUUUCCACCGGUACGACAAUUUAAUUCAUGCAUCCGACAAGACUGAUCCUAGGAAGCAUAAGUUCGAAACCAAGGGAAUGAAUGUUGUUAAUUUGUUGUUUUCGGCUGCUUCAGGUGACCUGCCCGGACUCAGACGACACAAGCUAUCUGGCAUGGAUAUGACUUUGGCUGAUUAUGACGGACGUACUGCUCUUCAUUUAGCAGCUGCGGAGGGUCACGUUCAUUGUGUCAAUUUUCUCCUACAGCAGUGUAACGUGCCGCAUGACGUACGGGACCGGUGGGGGAAAUCACCUUUAGAGGAAGCAAUUAGUUUUGGCCAUUCUGCCGUUAUCGAGAUCCUGCAAGACUGGGACGAACGCAUUCAGAGAGCCUCAAAGAAUCUGAUGAAAGGAGGGGGUCCUGUGCCUGGAUUAGGCUAAAGACCGCGAUAUUAGUAGCAGAUAUUAGCAGACGACCACCUCGGUCUUUCUUUCGUGUCUUCUGUGAUUGAGUUCAAUCAUUCUUGUUGGUCUAGCAAUUAACGCUGUCGUCAGUAUUUGAACAUUGUUUUGUUAUUGAUCAAUACUUUUUCUAUUAUUGACAUAAACUGACAAUAAAAUGUUUUCUGUUUGUUUA
Messenger RNA from Zophobas morio, 2984 nucleotides. RefSeq names its product glutaminase kidney isoform, mitochondrial-like. The record is from RefSeq and is a predicted model, not a curated record. The transcript has 13 exons. NCBI's taxonomy places the organism in Eukaryota, Metazoa, Arthropoda, Insecta, Coleoptera, Tenebrionidae. The coding region runs from base 890 to 2788 and encodes 632 amino acids. Gene Ontology annotation, molecular function: glutaminase activity; protein binding. Gene Ontology annotation, biological process: L-glutamine catabolic process.